AUGUCUCAAACCGGUACUCAAACGGCCAGCUCGGAACUCACUCUCUAUGAUCUAGCCAGCCAAGAUCACUGUGCAAGUUGGUCACAUAAUGCGUUGAAGACGCGUCUACUUCUAAAUUACAAAGAGAUACCAUACAAGACAACAUGGAUCGAAUAUCCAGACAUAGAACCAAUCUUCAAAUCUCUCCAGGUCCAGCCAAACACAUCUGGCAUCCAAUACACAAUCCCCACAAUCCAAAUACCAGAAGUAGGCUAUGUCCAAGAUUCCAGCACCAUUGCUACCCUCCUAGAACAGCGCUACCCUACUCCAUCUCUAAAAAUCGAGACUCCUGAACUCUCUCGAGUCGAAGAUUUGAUUCCCAAGCUUCAACUCUCAAUUCGUCCACUCUGGCUGCCUCUUCUUGCUAAGGGGCUCUUGAAUGACGCUUCACGCGUCUAUUUUGAAGAGACCCGAAAGGAAAGAGUCGGUAUGGAUAUAUACGAGUAUGGUGAAAAGGAAGGCAAAGAGGAGUGUUGGGGAGAUGCUGAACCCGUCGUUCGCGAAUUAGGGAAGUUGCUGAAAGCUAAGGGUGGUCCAUUUAUUGAGGGAGAGACACCGACCUAUGCAGACUUCUUCAUCGUUGCUACUCUGCAAAUGAUAAACAGGAUCGAUGCAAAAAUCCUCGCGCGGUUGGUAGAAAUGGAGGACUCUUUGGGAAAGGUACAUACAGCCUGUAACCCUUGGUUGAAACGGGAUGACCAUUGA
This is a messenger RNA of Botrytis deweyae, 744 nucleotides long. RefSeq lists its product as uncharacterized. Lineage: Eukaryota; Fungi; Ascomycota; Leotiomycetes; Helotiales; Sclerotiniaceae. Bases 1 to 744 code for a protein of 247 amino acids. The transcript has 4 exons. The record is from RefSeq and is a predicted model, not a curated record.